AUGGGGAGUCGAGUUCACCAAACCAUGAUUCCAUAUACUCCAUCAAUGGCUUCUCCAAACACGACAAUGAAGCUUCUAAUAGACAAGAAAACCCAGAAAGUUUUGUUUGCCGAAGCCACCAAAGAGUUUGUGGAUUUCCUUUUCCAUAUAUUCUCUUUACCUCUUGGCAGCCUCAUCCACUUCCUAGGCUCCAAACAAAUGGUGGGUUGCUUAGGUGAACUCAAAGAAAGCGUCAAGAACUUUAAUCAAACGUAUCUUCAACCAGGCAUCGACAAAGAUGUUAUCUUUAAUCCUGAAAUUGCAUUCAAUGGAAACAUGUUUCUAUUGUUGAAUGAUGCUUUUGCGGAUGAUAAACCUGCUACAUCAAAAACACUUUACCGAUGUAGUUUUACUCCUCGUUCAGGGUAUGAUGCUUUUGAUGGUUACAAUACUUGCCAUUUUAAACACGUGACUGAGCAUCCGGAUGUUAAGUGUCCAAGUUGUCGUCAUUUGGUGAAGGAAGCCAUAGGGGAAAGAGGAAACUGA
Messenger RNA from Lactuca saligna, 525 nucleotides. Lineage: Eukaryota; Viridiplantae; Streptophyta; Magnoliopsida; Asterales; Asteraceae. The record is from the annotation of a GenBank genome assembly.